Penicillium manginii is the source of this 516-nucleotide messenger RNA. RefSeq lists its product as uncharacterized. The record is from RefSeq and is a predicted model, not a curated record. Gene Ontology annotation, biological process: regulation of DNA-templated transcription. Bases 1 to 516 code for a protein of 171 amino acids. Gene Ontology annotation, molecular function: zinc ion binding; DNA-binding transcription factor activity, RNA polymerase II-specific. Lineage: Eukaryota; Fungi; Ascomycota; Eurotiomycetes; Eurotiales; Aspergillaceae. The transcript has a single exon.
AUGGAGGAUCCGUCUGAUUCAAACAGUUACUCCGAAAAGCUCAUACAAACCAAAGAGGAACGAGCGCAGCAGAAGGAAGACGGUCGACUCUUGAAAACAGAAGGCGGGGCUUGUAUCUCAUGCUAUAAGAGCAAGAAGAAAUGCGGACUGGGUAGUCCUUGUCCACUAUGUAAACGAAGUGGCAAAGAGUGCGUCCGAAGAUAUCCUGGUAGCUCCGAGUCCAGUUCCUCUUCGAGUCAACCAUCUACACCUGAGCUUGGUGAAGACGAUUCUCACCCGAAAUUGCCUCGCAAAGACAAUCCAGCAGGCUUUCUGCAGGUGGGCUUUCCGAUUCCUCAGGACAAUAAACCCAACCCGGAUUCGAGUAUCUCGGCACAGUGCAAGCAGUGGGGGCCUUUGAAUGACACAGGUAGAGAUUCUCCUCUCGUCGCCGGUUUUGAUGCCGCUUUGGAACAGGAAGAUUUGAAUACAUUGUUUCCCGGAAUCGCUCAGUUAUGGAGAGCCACCUAUAGAUGA